AUGGUGAAGAAGAGCAACACUUGUGCAAAACUUCGUCCAGUCCAGAAGGAACCUCUACUCCCUUCCUCGUCACCAGACCGACCUUGGUCUCGAUUGGCCAUGGAUCUGUUUGACCUGAAAGGUCAGACCUACAUCGUCGUGGUCCACUAUUACUCUUGUUGGGUAGAGCUACGCUUAUUCGAAAAGCUCAACAGCGUACAUGUAUUCGUUAUCAAUAAACUCAAGUCCACCUUUGACACUCAUGGCAUCCCAGAGGCAGUCGUGUCCGACAAUGGCUCUCAGUUUUCAAGCGGCAGUUUCCAAGCUUUUUCAAAAGCGUUUGGUUUCAUUCACAUCACCAGCUCUCCAAGAUAUCCCCAGAGCAAUGGUGAGGCAGAAAGAGCAGCGUAA
This is a messenger RNA of Aplysia californica (California sea hare), 390 nucleotides long. RefSeq lists its product as uncharacterized. Gene Ontology annotation, biological process: DNA integration. The coding region runs from base 1 to 390 and encodes 129 amino acids. The transcript has a single exon. Lineage: Eukaryota; Metazoa; Mollusca; Gastropoda; Aplysiida; Aplysiidae. Gene Ontology annotation, molecular function: nucleic acid binding. The record is from RefSeq and is a predicted model, not a curated record.